Messenger RNA from Suncus etruscus (white-toothed pygmy shrew), 3073 nucleotides. RefSeq names its product potassium voltage-gated channel subfamily H member 4 (gene KCNH4). The record is from RefSeq and is a predicted model, not a curated record. Bases 1 to 3054 code for a protein of 1017 amino acids. The transcript has 16 exons. Gene Ontology annotation, cellular component: membrane. Gene Ontology annotation, molecular function: voltage-gated potassium channel activity. Gene Ontology annotation, biological process: regulation of membrane potential; potassium ion transmembrane transport. NCBI's taxonomy places the organism in Eukaryota, Metazoa, Chordata, Mammalia, Eulipotyphla, Soricidae.
AUGCCGGUCAUGAAGGGGUUGCUGGCCCCGCAAAACACCUUCCUGGACACCAUCGCCACCCGCUUCGACGGCACGCACAGUAACUUCCUGCUGGCCAAUGCACAGGGCCCCCGGGGCUUUCCCAUCGUCUACUGCUCCGACGGCUUCUGUGAGCUCACAGGCUACGGCCGCACCGAGGUCAUGCAGAAAACCUGCAGCUGCCGUUUUCUCUAUGGCCCUGAGACCAGCGAACCGGCCCUGCAGAGGCUCCACAAGGCCCUGGAGGGUCACCAGGAGCACCGAACUGAGAUCUGCUUCUACCGCAAAGAUGGCUCAGCAUUCUGGUGCCUCCUGGACAUGAUGCCGAUCAAGAACGAAAUGGGGGAAGUCGUGCUUUUCCUCUUUUCCUUCAAGGACAUCACUCAGAGUGGGGGCCCAAGUCUGGGCCCCCCGGGGCUCCACGGAGACAGUAAUCAUGAAAACUCCCUUGGCAGGAGAGGAGUCAGUUCAAGGCUUCGCUCGGCCAGGAGGCAGAGUCGAACGGUCCUACACCGCCUCACUGGCCACUUUGGACGUCGGGGCCAGGGAGGCAUGAAAACCAACAAUAAUGUCUUUGAACCAAAGCCAUCAGUGCCUGAGUACAAAGUGGCCUCCGUGGGGGGCGCCCGCUGCCUCCUGCUCCACUACAGUGUCCCCAAGGCUGUCUGGGAUGGCCUCAUCCUCCUGGCCACUUUCUACGUCGCCGUCACCGUCCCCUACAAUGUCUGCUUCUCAGGGGACGACGACACGCCAAUCACAUCACGGCACACUCUCGUCAGUGACAUCGCAGUGGAGAUGCUCUUCAUCCUGGAUAUCAUCUUGAACUUCCGCACCACCUACGUGUCCCAGUCUGGCCAGGUGGUCUCGGCACCUCGCUCCAUUGGCCUACACUACCUGGCUACCUGGUUCUUUGUCGACCUAAUUGCUGCUUUGCCUUUCGACCUGCUUUAUGUCUUCAACAUCACAGUGACCUCCCUGGUGCACCUGCUGAAGACGGUGCGAUUACUGCGGCUGCUGCGACUGCUGCAGAAGCUGGAACGGUACUCCCAGUGCAGUGCCGUGGUGCUCACAUUACUCAUGUCCGUCUUUGCACUCCUCGCCCACUGGAUGGCCUGCAUUUGGUACGUCAUCGGGCGCCGAGAAAUGGAGGCCAACGACCCGCUGCUCUGGGACAUCGGCUGGUUGCAUGAGCUGGGCAAGAGACUGGAGGUGCCCUACGUGAACGGCUCUGCCGGCGGCCCAUCCCGGCGCAGCGCCUACAUCGCGGCGCUCUACUUCACCCUGAGCAGCCUCACCAGCGUGGGCUUCGGCAACGUGUGCGCUAACACAGAUGCGGAGAAAAUCUUUUCCAUCUGCACUAUGCUCAUAGGCGCGCUGAUGCAUGCCGUGGUGUUCGGCAAUGUGACGGCCAUCAUCCAGCGCAUGUACUCCCGCCGCUCGCUCUACCACAGCCGCAUGAAGGACCUUAAGGACUUCAUUCGUGUGCACCGCCUGCCAAGGCCGCUCAAACAGCGCAUGCUUGAGUACUUCCAGACCACAUGGGCCGUCAACAGCGGCAUCGACGCCAACGAGUUACUGCGUGACUUCCCAGACGAGCUGAGAGCUGACAUUGCGAUGCACCUGAACCGGGAGAUCCUGCAGCUGCCGCUGUUCGGAGCGGCGAGCAGGGGCUGCCUGCGGGCCCUCUCACUGCACGUCAAGGCCUCCUUCUGCGCUCCGGGCGAGUACCUGCUACGCAAGGGGGACGCGCUGCAGGCGCACUACUAUGUCUGCUCCGGCUCGCUCGAGGUGCUCCGAGAUAACAUGGUGCUGGCCAUUCUGGGCAAGGGGGACCUGAUUGGGGCAGAUAUGCCUGAGCCAGGUCAGGAGCCUGCAUCAGGGGCCACUUCCAACUGCGUGCUGAAGACCAGCGCGGAUGUCAAGGCACUGACCUACUGUGGCCUGCAACAGCUGAGCGGCCGUGGGCUGGCCGAGGUCCUCAAGCUCUAUCCAGAGUAUGCAGCUGCCUUUCGGGCUGGCCUGCUCCGGGACCUCACCUUCAACCUGCGCCAGGGCUCAGACCCCAAUGGUCUCAGUCGCUUUUCUCGAUCCCCUCGACUCUCACAGCCUCGUUCCGAAAGCCUUGGCUCCUGCUCUGACAAGACACUGCCUUCCAUCACAGAGACUGAAGUGGGGGCAGAGGCAGGGGGUGUUCCCAAGCCCCGCCGGCCCCUCCUGCUGCCCAACCUCAGCCCAGCACGGCCUCGGGGCUCCCUGGUCAGCCUUUUGGGCGAUGAGCUGCCCCCCUUCUCUGCCCUUGUCUCCUCGCCUUCCCUGUCUCCCUCCCUUUCUCCUGCCCGGGCUGGCCGGGGCCACAGCCCCUCCCCUCAGGGUCCCCCCAGGGGCUCUGCUGCCUGGAAGCCCCCCCAACUUCUCAUUCCCCCACUGGGAACCUUCGGACCUCUGGACCUCAGUCCCCGGAUAGUGGAUGGCAUUGAGGACUCCGGCAGCACUGCAGAGGCAUCCACCUUCCGUUUCAGCAGGAGGCCUGAGCACCCUCGACCCCGCCGCCAAGAUCCUCCUUCAGGAGUCAGACCAGGCCCAGAACUGGCCAGUGAGGCUGAGGAGGUGAAGGACAAGGUGUGCCAGCUGAAUCAAGAGAUCUCCCGUCUCAACCAUGAGGUGUCUCAGCUGAGCCGCGAGCUACGCCAUAUGAUGGACCUACUGCAGGCCCGGCUGGGCCCUCCCACCCAGCCAGCAGCCUCAGUCUGGCCCCCACAUCUGACCUGCUCCCAGCUGAGGCCUCCAGGCAUCCCUCCCUUUGGUUCCAGACCAGGGCCUGGCCCCCAGGACACCACUCUCGCUGAGGUCCACUGCCCUGCUGGUGUGGGGCCAGCAGCAGUGGCGGCUGCCCCUACGGACCCAAGACCCUCCACGCUGUCCCCUUACCCCUCUGAACCUGAUCCACUGGCACCCUCCCCGGAGCCAGAGGCCUCUCCUUCCACCCCAAGUCUCAUGAGGCACAGUUUCCGGUCCAGAUCCGACACGUUCCACUGACCCCGGCUCCGGGCCCAGG